AUGUCGUCUUCGCUGCGUGCUAUUGAGAAGAAAGUCGCGCUGCGCAAACAGGUGUACAAGACUGUACUGGGCAGUCCCUUUGUCAAUGAGGCACACAUGUGGCCUCGCGUACAAGAUCAGGCCGUCGUCCUGGAGUUGCUCAAGGGCACAGUGCUGAAUAAGUGCGUGCACUUGCAAGGUGUCGAGCGCGGGCAAUGGCCGCUCGACGUCGCUACAGAUUACAACGAGAUCGUCAAAUUGCUCGGUGCGGCCGGCGGUCCACAGGAACUCGACGCGAUACUGUUCGUGUGCCCGCGGGACAGCGGGAUCCCGCCCGUCUUGCUGCAGCAGGUUCCCCUGAUGUGCUACACCUCUCGAGGGACCGUCACUUUGGUGCAAUUGCCGCAGGGGUCGCACAAACUGCUCUUGGCGGAACCACUGUACUGCAAGGAGGGGCUUCUGCUGGUACAUUGCAACGACAAACUCGACGGGAAGUUCGUCGCUGCGGUCAGGGACAAGACGGACCCGCUGCGGUUCCCCUGGCUGGACGGGAUCGCCUACCAACGGACAGAUCUCAAACUGCUGAAGACGACUGCACCGUUGAAGCGCAAGCAGAAAUGA
Molecule: messenger RNA, 600 nt
Organism: Huiozyma naganishii CBS 8797
Lineage: Eukaryota; Fungi; Ascomycota; Saccharomycetes; Saccharomycetales; Saccharomycetaceae
Gene: POP3
Product: Pop3p
Exons: 1
Coding region: 1-600 (199 amino acids)
Biological process (GO): tRNA processing; intronic box C/D snoRNA processing; nuclear-transcribed mRNA catabolic process, RNase MRP-dependent
Cellular component (GO): ribonuclease MRP complex; nucleolar ribonuclease P complex; cytosol
Molecular function (GO): ribonuclease MRP activity
Source: RefSeq, a predicted model, not a curated record